Molecule: messenger RNA, 663 nt
Organism: Funneliformis caledonium
Lineage: Eukaryota; Fungi; Glomeromycota; Glomeromycetes; Glomerales; Glomeraceae
Source: the annotation of a GenBank genome assembly
AUGACAUCACCAGAAAAUUUACUUGUAUGUUCUACAGCGGGAGAAGUAUUUGCUAUCAACAAAACAGACGGUACACGAGUGUGGAACUCUAAGCUCUCCGGUGUAGGAUACGGUGUUGGAGCAUUAUUCGUCUUUGAUAAUAAAGUCUAUGUCGGGAUGAAUGGCCAUUUAAUCGCCCUGAACUUGGCUGAUGGAGCAGUGAUCUGGAAUAACCCGCUAUCAACAAUGUGGUGGAGCGAAGUAUCGGUACUUGUUACCAGCACAAAUUCAAAUUCAAACGCAUCAUCAUAUAAGCCUCAAGGUUCUGUUGUUUUAGUCGGUUCUUUCGGAAAAGUAUGUGGAAUAGACCCUGAAUUAGGAGGGACACUUUGGAAAAACGAGUUGAAGGGCGCCGGUUAUGAAUUGCCUUGCCUUAUGUUAGAUUCAUCAGCUCCUGAUGCAGUUCUGGUCGGAUGUGGUAGAAGACUAUAUAAAAUUAAUAUUUAUAAUGGACAAGCUAUCUGGAAACAUAAAUUAUCUAAAGCCAUAUUUGCACCUUCUUGUGUCACGAUGGCUACCCAACAAAGUAGUUUACAGGCUGCGUUUACGUACACAGGAUUUAACAACAACCCUGUUGCUCAGCAACAUAGAAGGCAUGAACGAGAGAAGAAUUCGGGCGAUUAA